Molecule: messenger RNA, 2062 nt
Organism: Actinia tenebrosa (Australian red waratah sea anemone)
Lineage: Eukaryota; Metazoa; Cnidaria; Anthozoa; Actiniaria; Actiniidae
Product: cytochrome b5
Cellular component (GO): membrane; intracellular membrane-bounded organelle
Molecular function (GO): heme binding
Source: RefSeq, a predicted model, not a curated record
GGAGCAGUGUUGUGUUGGAUUACCUUUGGAACUCCCAGUCACAUUCGGUCACACAAAACAGAUCACAAAUAAGSCUUCUUGGAAUUCAUCCAAUCAUAAGGUCAGCAUGUGACACGCCUCCGACGUUCCUCCGAUCGAUAUUAACUAUGGAUCGAUGCAUGAGGAUUCAGUACGUAAGUAGUGUUCAUGUACAUGCCAUACUGUUUUUGAAGACCUCUUUAAAGCUUUAUACGCUUUAGAUCUCGUACGAAAGAACGCGACGAGUUUAGUCAGUGACACGGMGCACGAAUGACGUGUGAGUGCCGGGACGAUGUACCAGAGUAUUCGCUAGACGAUGUGUCACAACACCAUAAUGCAGAAUCAUGUUGGAUUGUUUUCUUAGACAAAGUAUACGACAUAACUUCGUUUAUGGUCGAGCAUCCUGGAGGAUUUGAGAUCUUGUUAGAGCACGCAGGUUAUGAUGCAACAAGUGCCUUUCAAGACGCAGGACAUUCCAAGGAAGCAARGAAACGUCUAGCAAAGCAUUUCAUUGGUAAUUUAGUUAAGGAAGAAAGAAUGUACAAGAAAGAAUCGGACGAGGGUUGUAUACUCUGUCUCAAGACUUCAGUCAAARACGAUGAGUGAAACAUCUGACAAUGUACCAAAUCAAGCACCUCGUUAGGUCUGUGCCUGUGUUUGUAUGCUAUUGAAAGUUUGUGGCGAUAUGGAAUCUUUAUGUCGUACAAUCAAGUUUACCACCUUGUAAAAGUCACCUUGAACUGAUGAACAUGAAGCUCAAUCUGUCUCACGACUAUCCUUGAAUUUAUAUCUACGGUGUACGCCGUUAUUAACGCUGUUAGUAACAUUCACGAUUCAUGAUAACUUAAAUAACUUUACAUUUGUCAGUACGAGUAACAUCAAGCAAUUUCUCUCGUUUCGUUUGCAUAGACAAACGUUUUCUCAUGCACCUUAUUACACGACUAAAGUUAAAGUAUACACAUUAAUAAUCAAAAUUUGUACAAAGAGAAAUAACAAACAAUGUAAAUAAACAAAUGCAAAAAUUAAUGUCAAAAUUAAUGUUUGGAAAUAUCCUGCAUUAAGGAAACAGUAAAAGUUAACAGGAUCGAGAGGAAGGACAAGCAAAGCUUUGACCCAAGGUUCGUGCGCAUGCGGUCUACRUACAUGCCUUAACUAAGACCAGAUAAAUAUAUCAUAGCAGGAGAUCUGACAAUCGAAGAAAGAAGCGCUUGCUGCGCUCAUAAAGUACCGCAUGAUCAAAAACAAGUUCAAAUAAAGCUUUCAUUCAAGGUUCGUACGGUCURCACACAGGCAUGCUUUAACUAGUAUCAAGGCGCGGACACACGGUGCAUCAUUGCAAGCAACAUUGCACGCAACAAAUUUGAAUCGGGUAACAAAAGUUGCAACAAAAUCACGCUACAUCGCAUGUGUCAGCCAGCUAUGCUUUGAAAUUUGGCCAGCGGUUAUGAAUUUGGUGCAAGCUGAUUGGCUGAAAAUUUCAAAAUUUUGCACGCAAUGUUGCAGCCAUUUUCACACGAUAAAAUUUGCUGCGCUCAAUGUUGCGAGAGUAGAGMGAGAUUCAACUACAGAUUUGUUACAUACAAUGUUGCGUGCAACAAGUUCCACAAUGGGUAGACACGAUGCAACAGUCUUUUUGCGUGCAAUUUUGCACUGUGUCUGCACCUUAAUUAUCUUCGAGGUUCUAUAGUAGGAUCAUUGACAAUGGGGAAAAAAAGAAGAAUUCUUUCCAAGACGCCUCUACACCGACAUAAUAAGAGCAUGGCACAGUUGCCAGCUGUUGCCGGGUUCAACCGCUUAGUAUAUUUAUUGCCUGGGGGUUCGGAGGAUUUUUGUGCUAACAUUACAAAGAUUAACUGUUCACUGAUCCCCCMUUAUUACUGAGUUUUCCCCGCUUUGGUACCUGUACAUUUUUAGUUUAUAGCCCAAAAUCCGGUCUCCAUUUGUCAAAAUUUUUAGCUUAAAAACCAUAUGUGAUCCCCUAAAUAUCUCUUGAAGUUGAGUAGAAUAAAAGAGUUAAAGGAGUGGAAAGAAAGAAGCACUUUCU